GUUCAAACUGCUCCCGUCCGUGGCCGUUGAUCUGGUCGUUACCGGGUAGCUGGCAUGCCAACAAUGGUUGGGUGUCCUCACCGCCACCAGCGGGGUAUUGUUACACUAUGUUUUGGUCGGCCAAUGAAGCCUGCCAAAGCCAGUGUCUUUCUAGAUCUCCGAGUGUUGUUGGGAGGGGUAAGGGUGACGCCCCGAGAGAUAUGCGUCCCGGGACAUGAAACCAAGAAGCGCCGAUCAAAGGACCCACCACAGAAUAUAAGUACUUCGAACUCGCCGCAAUUCCAACUGCUGAUUGUCCGACAUGGUCCAUGCGGCCGACGCGGUCCAGACAGCCACGCACAGCAGCCAGAACUCUCCUCAAGACUGCGGCAACUGCAGCAGCGGGGUUGUGUUGCUCUAUUCUUAACAUCGUCUCCGUUUCGCUUUGGAUAGACGCUAUGGCAUUGUCGAGAGAUUCUGAACGUACGAUCUGGCGAGGUAGUGCCACGGGACCCUCUUGCGUUCGUGAAGUAGGCUAUUGAAUGAAACCUGCAGCUACAUGUCUUGCAAACUCUCGUGCCAAAAGGUG
This is a messenger RNA of Cladophialophora immunda, 568 nucleotides long. RefSeq lists its product as uncharacterized. The transcript is spliced from 2 exons. Lineage: Eukaryota; Fungi; Ascomycota; Eurotiomycetes; Chaetothyriales; Herpotrichiellaceae. The record is from RefSeq and is a predicted model, not a curated record. The coding region runs from base 55 to 432 and encodes 125 amino acids.